AUGUUCCUGCUCUGUGCUUCCCCCUUCGUCCUCUCAUCCACACAAUCACUGCCACAGAAGAAGCAGAGGGCAGCAUUACAGGAGGAGGCAGUGGGUAGCACACUGGCAGCUGAGGGGACGUGUGAGAAGCGGAGGGCAGCAGUGCAGGAGGCGGUAGAUGACGCACUGGCAGAUGAAGGGUUGAAGGAGCGGGACGUGUGUCCGGUGGUGAAAGUGCGGGUGGUGGGACUCACUGGGAAGCGAUCCAGAGAGGAGAGGGAGGAGGGGACGGGAGAUGACGAGGAGGGGGAGUGGAGCAAGAGGGUGCGGCAAGGGGAAGGGAUGAUCAGCAUUUGGCGGCCCAGUGACGAGCAGCUGCAAGAGCUGGUGGAAGGAGGAGUGUAUCUGGUGGCGGGCCUUCAGCCGUCCGCCACGCGGCGUGAUGCAAUUGGUCCGCUGCUCUCCCUCAACGCCAACCGGUCAACCAGGUGGCGCCGACUUGAACCAUCCACCGUUCAGAGGAGCCUCAGCUUCUCCUUCCCCCCUCGUCAGUGGACCCCUCUCGCCUCGAUGCCUGCCACUCCCCCGGGCAGGGAGGUGGACGUGGUGGCACUGGUGCUGGCCGUGGGGCAGCCGCGUGCCGUGGGGGCGUGGCAGAUGGGGCAGUGGCUGCUGCUGCUCGAUGGCUCGGGGGAGAGAGAGCGCUGUGAGAAUAACGGGGAUGUUGGGAGAAAGGGUGUGUCGGGGAGAGGAGGUGGAGAGAACGGAGCAGCCAUGUCGAAUGGGGGAGGAGAAGGAUGGGGAGGCUCCAAUAGGAGGCCGGCUGAUGGAUCGCGGCCAGGAGGAGGGGGUGAAUCUUCACUGAUAGUUCCGACUGCAGUGAGAGCGCCAGCAGCAGUGGCAGCAGGAGCGCAGGCACGGGCAGGAGCGGGAGCGGAGGCACCACUGAGUGUGGUGAUGCGGGGGAUGGGAGGACAGAAUGGUGGUGCAGCAGUGGCAGGCAGGGGGGAUGGCGGGGCAGUAGUGGCAGGCAGGGAGGAUGGCACGGCCACAGUGGUGGCUGUGCAGUUGUUGGCUGGGGAGAGGGCGUUUGUGCCACUCGAUCCGUCUCUCACAGGUUCCAUAGUGAGUGUGAUUGCAGUUGGAAUGCCGUGA
Molecule: messenger RNA, 1134 nt
Organism: Closterium sp. Naga37s-1
Lineage: Eukaryota; Viridiplantae; Streptophyta; Zygnematophyceae; Desmidiales; Closteriaceae
Source: the annotation of a GenBank genome assembly